Cornus florida is the source of this 2249-nucleotide messenger RNA. RefSeq lists its product as uncharacterized. Bases 193 to 1995 code for a protein of 600 amino acids. NCBI's taxonomy places the organism in Eukaryota, Viridiplantae, Streptophyta, Magnoliopsida, Cornales, Cornaceae. The record is from RefSeq and is a predicted model, not a curated record. Gene Ontology annotation, molecular function: 5'-nucleotidase activity. The transcript is spliced from 17 exons.
ACAAGAAGGAAAUCACCGUUUUUUAUCCGGGAAAGGCCCCCAACGACUGGGAUAGUUUUCCACAACCAGAGCUGGACUUUCUCUUUCUUCUUUCUACUGUCGCUUUAAUAAUACUGUAUGGACUAGUAACACUUAACACACAUACACAGAGAGAGAGAGAGGGGGGGUUUUGGCUUUGUUUUGAGCUAAAUUAUGGCGGUCGCAACCUAUAUGAAGAACCCUCUUCUUCUUCAGAGAACUUCCGUCGUCGCCUUCGUUCCUGGUAGGAGGAAGAACAGGGAUGUGAUUGUCGUCGGCAAUAGUCGUCCCAUGAUCUGUCACUGCACCGUCGACUCUAAGUCCGUCGCCGGCGGGGAUGUCUUCUCUGUCACUUCUUCCUCUAAGCGCGAAGUCGAUUAUCUUGGACAGAGCACCAAAGGGGAUUUAAAACUCAAAUUCGGUAUUGAUGAUAAGGCAACCUUAGAGGGUCCGAUUGAAGAAGUGGCCAGGAUGGAAGCUGAAGAGGCUGAGGACAUGCUCAAACACUUGGGAAUCCCGGGUCCUCUGUCUUCAAGACAUUCUCCCCGUGGCAUAUUUUGUAGCCGCACAUUGAAUCUCCGAUCAAUCAGUGCCAUUGGCUAUGACAUGGACUACACCUUGAUGCAUUAUAAUGUGAAGGCAUGGGAAGGACGAGCUUAUGACUACUGCAUGGACAAUCUAAGAAACAUGGGUUAUCCAGUUGAUGGACUUGCUUUCGACCCAGACUUGGUUAUUAGAGGCCUUGUCAUAGACAAAGAGAAAGGCAAUUUGGUUAAGGCAGAUCGAUUUGGUUAUGUGAAGAGGGCUAUGCAUGGUACGAGAAUGCUAUCUACUCAUGCUGUGAGUGAGAUGUAUGGGAGAGAAUUGGUGGAUCUGCGGAAGGAGAGUCGAUGGGAAUUCCUCAACACACUAUUUUCGGUUUCAGAAGCAGUGGCUUAUAUGCAGAUGGUUGAUAGAUUGGAUGAAGGAGCUAUAGCAGCAGAUCUUUGUCCACUUGAUUAUAAAGGGCUUUACAAGGCUGUUGGGAAGGCCCUCUUCAGGGCACAUGUAGAAGGACAGCUUAAGAGUGAGAUUAUGUCCAAGCCUGAACUGUUUGUGGAGCCUGAUCCAGAGCUACCUCUGGCACUUUUAGAUCAAAGGGAGGCUGGUAUAAGACUAUUGCUUAUUACCAACUCAGAUUAUCAUUACACAGACAAAAUGAUGCGGCAUUCCUUCAAUCGAUUUCUUCCAAAUGAUAUGAGCUGGCGAGAUCUAUUCGACAUGGUUAUAGUCUCUGCAAGGAAGCCAGAAUUCUUCCAAAUGUCACACCCAAUGUAUGAAGUUGUCACUGGGGAAGGUCUAAUGCGUCCAUGUUUCAAGGCUCGUCCAGGGGGCUUGUACUCUGGGGGAAGUGCUCAGAUGGUUGAGAAUUCCCUGAACAUUCAUGGUGAUGAGAUAUUGUACGUUGGUGACCAUAUAUACACAGAUGUAAGCCAAUCCAAAGUUCAUCUUCGAUGGCGAACAGCAUUGAUUUGUCGAGAAUUGGAAAAAGAGUAUAGCGCUUUGAUUCAUGGUCGAGGUCAUCGAGCUACAUUGAUAGAGCUUAUAAAUCAGAAGGAGGUUGUGGGGGAUCUAUUUAACCAACUCCGGCUCGCUCUGCAAAGGAGAACCAACGAGCGUCCUGCUCAAACCUUGGCUGCCACUAACAUGACCGAUCAAGAACUCACGGAAAGUAUGCAAAAGCUGCUUUUUGUUAUGCAAAGACUAGAUCAAAAAAUUGCACCAAUGUUGGAAGCAGAUGGGGAGCAUUUCAACAGAAGGUGGGGUUUUCUGUCACGUGCAGGUCUUUGGGACAAAAGCCACUUAAUGCGACAAAUUGAGAAGUAUGCUGAUAUUUAUACUUCUAGGGUUUCCAAUUUUCUCCAUUAUACACCCUUUAUGUAUUUCCGUUCCCAGGAACAGACACUUGCUCAUGAUUCGUACUCACACUUCCAUUAGCAGAUUACAUGCAUAAUGGCAGCUGAUGGCAAUUGUUGCAGAUUUUCUUAAUAAGCUAACGAUAGGGUAUUGUAUGUUGUAAUGUUAUUGUACACUAGUUCUUCUUCUUUAAUUAUUUUGGACAUGUUAAUAACAGUUUAGUGGGAAUUUGAAUCGCCCACUCCAUGAGUAUUUUUGUAUUAUUUAUAGAAGUGACAUGAAUGAAUGUAAUCUAUGGCUAUCUAAUUAAUGAAUAAUGUCUGUUCUCCAGAAAA